CAUGGGACCAAUAUGGCCGAUACAACUGUUGUGGUCGAGGGAAAAAUUAAGUUUAGAGAUGGCAAAAAAUGGAAGCCGCGAUGGUGUGUUAUGAAAAAGCCUUCUCCAGUCGCUGAUCGCCUACAAGUUCUAUUGUACAAAGAUGUCAAAGAAGCAAUGCGUGAUGGUGGCAAACCCAAGUCAGUGUUUCCACUGGAAGGGUUCUAUGGCAUCGAGUCGUUCCAGUUUGACAAGGAGGCCAAUGUUAUGGCACUGGUGUGCCAGAAACAGGUUACUCUGCUGGCCUACGAGUCCCGAGAAAACAUGAUACAGUUUGAAAUCAAAAUCCGCAGAAGUCUUGGCCAGGAACAUCAGUUUCCUGUAAGACUGGCCAAAGUUCCUCACAACAGUCGUCUCCCUUUGGAGUUGAUUCGAUUGCACAUUCAUGGACAGAAGUUUUGUAUGACAGCAUAUAUUCCACCCAAAAUCCUUCAGUCUUGGCAGAUUUGUGAUUUGAGGCGGUUUGGAUCUGUGGAUGGAAAAUUUUGCUUUGAAGGAGGAUCAAAAUGUGGCCGAGGAAUGGGAAUCCAUGUGGCUCUGUCUGAGCAGGCUGACGAAAUUGCCAGCAUUGUACAACAGGCCAGCCAGGGAAAACAGCCCAGCUGCCAUAGUAACAUAAACAAGAGAAAAGGCACAUAUGGCAAUGAUGGGGACAUUUAUAUUCCACCACAGGCUCAGAUUCCUGGUGCUUUUGACUCUGUUGGAUCAUCAUUUGGAAGUGGCAACAAUGGCCUGCCACCCAGUAUGCUGGGUUGCUGUGGCGAUAUGCAGAAUCAGGAUGACUGGGGGUGGCAGAAGCGACACUCCAUUAGUGUCAUGGACUACAGGAGGAUGGGAGCCUUGGCAGAGAAGUCAAAGUUAAUGAGCAUUGAAAAUCUAGAAAGACAAAGACUGUUGGCAGUAUAUGAUGUCCCUCCUAAACGGAUUCGUAAAGUUGAAACAAAUGUUGUGUCCCAAGCUGUUGGUGGUCAGAGAUCAGACAGCGACAAGGCCAAGUCCUGUGUUUCAUGUUCUGCUCUCCUAGGUAGGGUUUCUGAUACCUCUCGUGUAUGUUCCCAUGGUGCUUCCUACUCCUCCCUUCCUUAUGAGAACAGCUCUCAACCAUAUGUCAGCAGUCUGUCCACAGCCUGCUCUGCAAAAGAUCUGUUCAAGCUUCAAGGCAGAGGAGAUUACCAUGGCUACUCAAGAAGCCUGGGAAGUCAGGGAAACUACCAACUUAGUGUCAUUGAAGAUGAAAUAAGAAUGGCAAAUGACAGGACUAAAAGGAAAGAAGCCCUUCAGAAACUUCAAAGAGAAGAGAGUUCCUUGCAAAGAGAAAUCACUCUGUUGGAUGAAAUUUUGCAAGUAUGUAAAUUUGAUGAUGAGGGUAAAGCUGGUGAACUUAAAGGAACCAAACCUUCAACAGUCAUAUUAGAGAAAUCUUCUAGUCUACCUCAGAAGACAAAGAAAGAUUUGUGGGUAGACACUAAGAAGUGUAACACAGAAGUAGCAAAGCUCAGAACCACAGGGCCUGAAAAACAAAGCAUGGAAACCAACUGUCUCAGUCCUAAUUUGUUAAGCAAGCUGAAAGAAAUUCCUUCUCAUUCUAAACUGCUUGCUCCACUACCAUAUGUAAACUUGUCUAAAUAUGAUGAAGAUGACAAGUCAGAUCAUGUACAUGUUCCAGGAAGUGGAGACAAGCUUGUAGUUUCCAGUGCCUGCAGCAGCAGCUUAAGCAAUGUGUCGGUGUUCAACAAGGAGAAUUCUCCUCAUACACAAGCUAUUAAACAGAAACUGGGAGCCAGGUCCUCCAGUGAGUCUCGGAUUGCUGUCAGAAGCAGCCAGUGGGAAGAGGAGGAGCAGCAAGUUCCUCAGUGGCAGAAAGAACCAAUAUAUGCCAAUGAAUGCAUAAAAAAGGAAAAUACACCACCACCUGAGCUGCCACCCAAAGGACCAGCAUUGUUAAGAAAGAACUUAUCCAAAACAUCUACUGUUGUACCCCAUUAUCCACAGCCUGGCUUGAGUCUCACACCACCUGCUCUUCCUUCCAGAGAUAGGAGUCGGUCUGUUGGGUCGCAGGGUAAGCUCCAUGGAUAUGACAAUGCUCCUAUGGUUGGUUACCAGGCUUCUACACCUUCUUCUACAUCAGUUGGAACGCAAGAUUCCUACCUACUUAUGGGGGGAUUUCAAGAAGAGCCUAAGACACCAAUGGAGGGACAGCCUUUUGGUAGUGGUGGCAUUGAUUCACACAGAACCAGUGUCACAUCUCGAGCACUGAUAGUGGGUGCUAAGGGGAGGGAGAUACGGCAGUUUGAACCUGAAUGUCCGAACUUAAGAAUUUCAGACUCAUCAUCAUCUGAAAGUGACCUUUAUGGAUAUUCUCCUAGUCCAAGACCUUCAGUUGAGUUGAGAAUAACUGAGCCAAUAGAUGAAGCUGCACCUUACAUACGACAGCCAAGGCAAGAAAGCAACUAUAUGGAGAUGACUGGUUUACAGAGUAACAGAAAUUCUCAAGUCCUUCAAAACCUGCAGACUCUCCAGACAUAUGUAUCUUCAACACCAGGAGGUGACAGUUUAAAUCAGAAUACUAAGAGUGAGGUGGUCAGACCUGCUAUGCCUUUUCCAAAUUUGCUCAAUUUCCAAAAGAGACAAUCUGAUCAAAAGAAAGCGCCAUCAAGAACAAUCAUCAGCUCUAAUUCUAGCCAGGCAGGUGAAAAUACUCCCACCCAGGAGACCCCAAAAGAAGGUGGGGGCUUUCUUGCCAGAUUUAUGAGGAGAAGCUCCAGAGACCAGAAAGCAGCAUCACAAAGUCAAGAAAACCUGACAGGAGCUCGGAGUCGAGCCAGUUACCUGGAACGUAGUCAGUCAGACCAAGGGGAACCGAGUAAGCCUGAGCUGCCAGAAACUGUUCCUCACAUAAAGGUUGGCAGACAGCGUUCAUCAAGCUUCCCCAAUAGACUCAGCUACCAGGAGGCUAAUACUGAAUUGAAAAUGCCACCUUCACCCAAAGACCUGCCACCUCCUCUUCCACCGGAAAGGAACAGAGCCAGGGAAUACAGAGGUAGUAAAAGUUUAUCGCUGGAUGACAAGCCUGGUCCCCCAGUUGAAAUCAUCAGUAAGUCCAGUAACAGUCAAGGGUUAAAGAGAAACAUCACAGAACCUCUUCUGAAGGUUGAAGAAACCAAACCAGAGAUGAGGGUUUUGACUGUCCUGCAUGUACAGCAAGAGCUGCAGUUGACAAAUCCUUACCAUCAGUUGACAGAAUCUUCCAAAACAGAUGAUGAAAAGUUGAUUGAACUUUUGCAGAAUGGUGGUAGUUCAAAGCUAGGAAGAGAAGAAAAAGGAAACUAUGCAUCUAUGUCGGAACUGAAGAGUAAAAUGAGUUUGCCAUUUCCUGUCAAGAAACAACUGAGUGCCAAUGAACAAGCAGCAGAGAUAGCUCGCCAUGUUACAUCACUGCCUCCAUUUAUCCCACCAAAGACAAAGCCAUACCCUUCAACUCUGUCGCCAGUGAUAGAAUCACAGUUAUCACCCAGAGGUAUGGCUUCUGAUGCCAUCUAUGUGGAGAUGAAGGAACUGCCUGGUAGAAGAUCACCCAGCACCUCUGAUGCUUUUGCCCUGGACCCUGCAGGCCAGAAGGACAAGGCCCGUGCAACACUCCGAAUUUGUCCACCAGUAGAGGAUGAAAACGGGAAAAUCUGGGUCCCUCGUAGUAGCCUGAACUCUGCAGUUACUGUUACAGAAACUGCCAGUGGGUCAUCCCCUCACAGUGCCAAAUGUUGUGACACCCAGAAUUUACACUAUAGUGCUCUGGUGGUCUCUGUUGAUGAUCUCAAUGACAAACUGGAUGCCAUUUCUGUCUCUUCCCAUGAGAGUAGUGACAAUCACAGUAUUCGCAGUGAAGACACUGUUCGGAGUAGCCCCGCCUCCACCAUACUGCGACCAAGGUCGGGCAGAGACUACCAGUUCGUAGAGCGACGACACACAACAAGUGAGAGCUGUACAUCCAGCCCCCAGACACCGUACUCUCCGUCCUCCGGAACUGUCUUCAGUUUUGAAAGUACUAUGUCCAACUCAUCGCAUGGCGAAGAGUACAAUGCCUACAUGAAUGUGGAUAUGACACCAGGUGCUAAGGAUUCUGUGUUGAGCCACAAACAUGUGUCUGAUCAUGAAGUCUCUCCCGAGAGGACGCUACGAGAUAGGCUGAUCAGUGAAAGAGAUAGGCGAAGCAGUGAGCGAGAAAAAGUAAUAGGUGAGAGAAACAGGUUGAAUAGUGAAAGAGACCGAAUCAACAGUGAUAAAGAGCAUUUACAUAGCCCAAGAAGCAAUUUGAGAGGUGACAAAAAUCAGUUAAGUCCUGAAAGGGACAUGGUUGGACAAGCACAAGACAAGCAUGAUGUUGAUUUAAAACUACACCAGAGUGAUAUGAAUUGUGAAAGUCCAGAGAAAGUCAUCACUAAAAUAGACAGAUCAAGUAGUGAUCAGAAAGCUAAUGGUGACAGAGACACUUCCCAUGUUGAAGAAGGAGACAUCCAAGAUGACCUAUACUCUGGUAGUGAGCACUCACCCUCAUGUAACAAGAGUGCAUCGCCCCCUCUGUCCCCUUGUGUGCCAAUGUCCCCCAUACCACCGGAGCAGGUGAACCCCCAAUUAAACUAUGCAGAGAUUGACUUGUCCACAGCAUGUGCUGCAGCAUCUCCUACAGAAACAAAGAGAAAGCCAAAGAAAACUGUGCCCACCACCCCAAUUGCAUAUGCAACAAUCGACAUGCUUGCCACGCAUGCCGUGAAGCAGGCAGGGAUUGAGCAUGCGCAGUCUCGUGAGGACAGUCUUCGGCGCAGUGUCAGUGUGUGUACUCGGAAAAACUCAGCUCCUUUGGUGAAAGAUAGGAAAUAUUCAAUGCGAGAACGGAAAAUGAGCACAGGUUCUUUAGGUGACACAUAGCCUUUUGCAUGCUUUGUGAUGUAUUUAUGACCUGACAGUGCCUUCAUUAUUUCUGUAAAGUGCCGCUAAUACAAAAGGCAGCAGUUUUAAACAGUGUGCUCAAUCUUUUUCUCUCCUAGGAAUUCUUACACGAUUGGUGGGUUACUUUGCUCAGUUUGCCACAGUACAAGGGAGAUAACUCUUAUGCCCAGUUGUGAGUCCCAUUUAUGUACUGGAGAUUUUUGUGUUUUUGUGAAGGUCGUAUUUAUGUUGUCUCCAUGUUGCCUUAUAUUUAUUUAUGUGUUCUGUAUUUGUAUAAAAUUUCAAUUGGCAUUGUCUUGCAAAAGAUGAAGUUCUGUGAAUGUAUGUUUAUAUUAAUAUGUUUCUUUUCCUUGGUUGUUUGGGGACAGAGUAAAUGGAUUUUACUUGAACAUGUUGAGUUGUGUACUGGAUAGAAAGAAAAUUAAAACAAAUAUUACCUAUUUGCUUAUGCUGAAAUUAGAGGUAUGUUCAGUCAGUUGAAAUUUGGAAACGGAACAGAGACUCCUUCAUUUCUCAGUUGAGAUAACCUAAAAACAUUAGAUGCUUCAGAUCUCUAAAUUGCUAUCUCUAUUUGAACAUGUGAAGACAACCAGGUCACACACAAUUGUCUUUCCAGUUGUCGUGGUUCUAUUGCGUAUCAUUUGGCCACAACUAACAUGCCAGUUGAACGAUGACAGUACGGAACACACUGUAGGCUGUGAUUGUCAUGUCUCUGUAUGGCAUUCACUGUUUUAAAGUUACAGUGAUCACUACCUCAAAAUAACAUGCCAUUUCUCAUGGAGGUGCUUUCUAAUAGGUUAUAAUUUGUUAGCUGUUCAUUAAAUAAAUGAUUCAUAUUAUUCUUAAAACACCUUUUUCCAAUUGAUCUCUGGAGGUAUUAGUUCCACAAUGGCUUGUAAGGACACAGUUUAGCACACCAGACAGGUUGCCACUGGGUGCCAUACUUUGUACAUAUGUAUUUGAAGGUGAGAUAGGUUCCAGGAUUGUUGAUUGGCAUUUCCCAGAAGUUGACAGGUGACAAAGUAGGUACUAGUUAUGGAUAACAUCUUUAACAUACUAAUGUUAUGCUUCAGUAUCAGUCCUUAUAGGAUUGUCAAGCUGGACUGUAACAGGAUCUGUUUUGCAAAUGCUUCACAUAUACAUGUGAGACAUGACGUGCAAGAUCUUGCAUUAUAUCGUACCUGGGUACCCUUUAUCAUAAGGCUAAAACCAUACACAUUAUGUUUAAGUUUUUAUAGCUUUGUUUCCAAUCCAUAUAGAUUGUUUUGCCAUAACAGGACCAUAACAGCAGUGUCAGAGAAAGAUCCUUACUUCCCCUAAACCAUUGUUAUAAGUUCAAUAUUACCAACUAUUUUCGAGAUAACUUUAUGUAAAUGCUGUUCAUGCUCCAAACAUGUCAGGUGGUUGAUGGUGAAGGGCUAAGAGGUGUGAUGCAAGAUCUUAACGGCUUGUGAUAUGCCUGCUUCUGGGUUCCAUGAUGAAGAUGCCAUAUCUACUAUGUUAAUGCAUUCAUAUAUAUAUUCUGAUUUCUUGAACAGAACAUUGUAGUGCAAUCUAAUUAAAAUCAGAUGGUUAGCUCUGAUACAAUACCUCUGUAAGUGAAUAUUCGGUAGGAGUGUCCUAGUCAGAACUAGGAGUACAGUCAGAAUGAACAAAACAUUAAGAGCAGCAUAUCUUGAUUUGCAAAGUUUGGUUCAAAUUUUUGAGUUGCAUCAGUUUUAUAUUUUGAACUUAAAGAAAACCAAAUGAGUCUUUAUUCAGACAGUAACUUGAACAGAUUGUUUACAAAUUUGGGGGUCACCCUCCAUUUCUGUGGGAGAGGUGCUGUGCAGACUUCUAUUUUGAUAUUACCCUGGUACUAAUUAUCAAGAUUUAUCACAGAUUACAUCUCUUGAACUCAGGUAUUGGGUGGGGAAACAUCUUUAUUUUAAUAAGAUUGAAUUAUGCUGUGAAAUAUGUUCAAUUAAGUCCAAUUUCAGACUCAAAUGAAGUGUAAAGUGAGGGGUGGAGACAAGGGGUGUCUAGCGUACUGCCGACAUAGUUAUCGCUCUGCACAGGAGGAACCCUGUAACCUCAUGUACACUGAAUGAUUGGCUGUAAAUAUUCACUUCCCCAGGACGGUGUUACCAAGCAGACAGCACAAAACACAAAGUUGUGAUAUAUUCCAACGUGAUUAGGGGAAUAUGGGCUGUGUUGUCUUGUAUACAGGCAUUGUAUCCGUAAGAGGCCAAGGCUACAAUGACCUUGUGGAAUUGUUUUGGGGCCACUGAAGGUAAUUCUCCUUGUUGGGCAGUUGUGCUGCUACUGAACAGUAGAAGUAUGAUUGUUGUGUAGUGGGGACGGCGCAUUGUGACUAACAGGUUUUGCUGGCCAGGUUUUUGUCUUACUCAGUUUCAGUGGUUGAUAUAGCCGUGAUCAGAAUGAACAGAUUGCUUUAGUCUCAUCAUGGUGCUGUGCUGAAUGUUUUGGGAUCAAAUUCUUCAUAUUUAUGUUGACAAUAAUUUGUUGUUGAAAUGUACAGUGUGAUUGAUGGAAGACAGAUUGUGCAGGUGCUUGUGGUCUGUCUUGCCGAGAGUCAUGGACCUUCAUUACGUUAUAUGUAUGCAUAUUGUCAGAAACUAGAUGGCACAGCAUGCUUUCUAGCUGUGUAAAGAUAACACUGACAUAUUUUCUUUUCAUUGUGUGGAACAGUGGAUUCUGGUAAUCCUGAUGUGGCUCUCUCGGUGACCGGUUACAUGGAAUGUCCAGCUGCACAGUGUCUAAGCAAUGCUUCAUAAAUCAGGCAUUUCUUAACACUGACUUCAUGUGCAGUUAUAAAACAAUUUGGUCUUGCAUAAAUGUUUGCAGAAAAUUAUUUUAGUAAUCCUUUUUAUGGGUUUUGUUAUUUUGGGAAAAUAUUGUUUUGGUACAAGAAUGUGAUUAGUAAACCACUCAACUGCAAGGAUGAGUGUUUUAUCACCAUACCCAGAUGAAUCCUUCACUGACUAUGUGAACCACAUCCACCCAUCAUGAAGUAUCCCACCCAUAACUCUACAUGUACUGUGGUCCACGUUGAUGGUCAAGUAUUUCACUGCCAUAAGUUGUCUGGGAAAUGCUAUCCAGAUUCCAGCAUGUUGCGAUCAACACCCUGAAACUGUGUUUCCUCCCUGUCAUCUGCACUGUGUCCCGGAAUGUCACAUGGCAGUUGUGUAGUGUCAGUCAGUCAAUCUAAGUAGAUGAUGAAGUCAUUGUGAAAUGUAUAUUUCAGAUGGUGCUACUAGUUUCAGUCAAACAAUGGCAGAUGCUGCCUGAUAGUGUGUACAGGCAAGGCAAAACAACGUGUCUGUUUCUCCUGUUUGUAUUCAAGCAAAGUUUAUUUCGGGAAAAUGAUGUUGCAAAAGAUAAUAAGGACAUUUGUUUGUGCCUUCCAAUGCUUGUGUGAUGGCUGUUGCUGCUACUGUCAAUGAGCUCAAGAGGGCAGCUGCUGGUUGAAAUGUUGCUUUUCAAUAGUACCAUAAUACUAGAUGUGUUUUUCAUUUGGCAUUGUGUUGUCCGUAAGCCUAUCAAAAACCUGGAAACAUUAAUGAGUAAAAAAUCCAUAAUGAACGUUUCCUAUAUUUGUAAACAGUUCAAAUGUGUACGACAGUCAUAUAUUCACGAAGAAAUAUUACUGUUUCUUUUGUUUAAGAAAGUUUUGCAGUGUGUACAGUAACCUAUUCUGAGGAAAAUAUUUGGUUUGACAUACAUAUUCAGUAGGUACCUUUUCAUGUAGUAAAGCUAAAUAUCUGCACACAUACACUUGAAGAAUGGCAAGAUAUUGUCUCAUGUUUCCUCUUCAGGCAUAGUAAUUGUCGUCUUUCAGACAGGUGCUUGUUAAGUUUAGACAUACCAGUACAUGUAUGUGGAUGAUUUUUCCAAACCUCCUUCCCCCUGCCAACUAUUUGUUUGGAGCCUGUAGCAGCAGCAGCCAGUCAAUGUAGAAUGCAUGCUUGUGUGUGACUGAGACUGUUUGAAUCAUUGUCAAGGAGUGAGAGCUGAUUUUAUAUAAUUUUUAUAGUAAAUUAUGCUUGUUAUGUUUGUAUUUUUGUUAGAGACUGGAGUACCCAGCUUGCUUUGUGUCCAAAUUCAUCUGGAAGGUGAAACCAUGUGCUAGAUACUUCCUUUGUUUGCCAAAUUACAUCUCAUUAUCUGUAUUGUGGUUUUUCAACGAAUGCAUAAUAAAUUCAUAUUUAGUCAUUUCAA
This is a messenger RNA of Haliotis rubra (blacklip abalone), 9204 nucleotides long. RefSeq lists its product as uncharacterized. Lineage: Eukaryota; Metazoa; Mollusca; Gastropoda; Lepetellida; Haliotidae. Gene Ontology annotation, molecular function: protein kinase binding. The record is from RefSeq and is a predicted model, not a curated record. Gene Ontology annotation, biological process: positive regulation of protein tyrosine kinase activity; neuromuscular junction development.